Messenger RNA from Pistacia vera, 1746 nucleotides. Its product is annotated as vacuolar cation/proton exchanger 3-like. Gene Ontology annotation, molecular function: calcium:proton antiporter activity. Gene Ontology annotation, biological process: intracellular calcium ion homeostasis; calcium ion transmembrane transport. The record is from RefSeq and is a predicted model, not a curated record. NCBI's taxonomy places the organism in Eukaryota, Viridiplantae, Streptophyta, Magnoliopsida, Sapindales, Anacardiaceae. Gene Ontology annotation, cellular component: plant-type vacuole membrane.
AAGAUUACAACUUUCUCCUUCGUUAUUACUGAAUUUCUAUUGAUAGUGAUAGCUAUUCAAGUUUUGUUUCGAACAACAAUGGCUUCACAGGAACAAUGGCUCUUGGAGAAUGGCAACCUCAAAGUUGAGAAGGAGAAUCGACAUGGCAGAACUGCCCACAACAGUCGCUUCUCGUUGAGGAAGAAGUCUGAUCUCACGCUUGUAUCCAAAGUUCCUUGUAAUUUCCUUAGACAAUCGCUUGCUAAUCUUCAAGAGGUCUUUUUGGGGACGAAACUUUCAGUUCUCUUUCCGGCUAUACCAUUAGCCAUUAUCGCCCUGUAUAACUUUGGAAGACCCUGGGUUUUCGGGUUGAGCUUAUUGGGACUUACUCCUUUAGCCGAACGUGUUAGCUUUCUGACAGAGCAAAUUGCAUACUACACUGGUCCAACAGUGGGAGGACUCCUUAAUGCAACUUGUGGGAAUGCUACGGAGCUCAUCAUAGCAAUCCUUGCUCUAGCUGAACAUAAAAUAGAUGUGGUGAAGUAUUCUCUUUUGGGUUCCAUUCUUUCGAACCUCCUCCUGGUUCUUGGUACCUCUCUCUUCUGUGGAGGCAUUGCCAACCUCAAAAAGGAACAAAAAUAUGAUAGGAGACAAGCUGAUGUGAACACUCUACUGCUAUUGCUGGCAUUGUUGUGCCACAUGCUACCGCUUUUGUUCAGAUAUGCCGGUGCCUCAGCCGCUCUCACGGCGGACCCAACACUGCAGUUGUCGAGAGCCGCCAGUAUUGUAAUGUUGAUUGCGUAUCUUGUCUACAUUAUUUUCCAAUUGUGGACACACAGACAAUUGUUUGAAGCUGAGGAGGACUCGGAAGUUGAUGACGAUGUGAGAGCAGAAGAAGUGCCUGUGAUAGGGUUUUGGAGUGGAUUUGCCUGGCUGGUUGGGAUGACUGCUGUCAUUGCUCUAUUGUCCGAAUACGUUGUGGGCACCAUUGAGGAUGCUUCAGAAUCUUGGGGAAUUUCUGUCAGCUUCAUUAGCAUCAUCUUGCUACCAAUCGUUGGAAAUGCAGCUGAGCAUGCUGGAGCCGUCAUAUUUGCCUUUAAAAACAAGUUGGAUAUAACCUUAGGUGUUGCUUUGGGUUCUGCAACUCAGAUUGCUUUGUUUGUGGUUCCAUUGUGUGUGGUUGUUGCUUGGAUGAUGGGGAUUAAGAUGGAUCUUAACUUUAAUCUCCUUGAGACUGGUGCUCUUGCUCUAUCAAUUAUCGCCACAGCUUUCACUUUACAGGAUGGGAGCUCUCAUUACUUGAAAGGAUUGGUUCUUCUGCUCUGCUAUAUAGUUAUUGCAGCAUGCUUUUUUGUAUCUCAAAGACCUCUAGGCCCUGCAAAUCUGGUCAACUUUGGCAUUCAAUCAUCUUAAGUAAAUUGGCCAUUCUGGGCCAGUCUUGGAUUGAAGAUUGAAAGUUCAACAUAAAAAGAAGAUACAUUUGUUAUUCUUUCAAUUGUUUUCAGUCACCUGCUGGAAGGCCAAACAUUGCAUAGGUGUGAUGCCUUUACAUGCAGUUUAGAUGGAUGGAUUUUCUUGGAGUGUGAAUGGGUGCCAUGGAAGUUUGAUGAAGGUAGGUUACAGUAAUUUAUGUCACUUUAUAUAUAGAUCAUCUCUUCUGUGGAUGUUUUCUUUUUUGUAACUCAGUGAGUUUACUGUAUAUGCCCAUCGCAUGGUGGCAAACGUAUUUCAAUAAUCAAUAAACUUGAAUUUGUUGUUGUUUUGGUU